AUGUUUGGAUACCUUCUCAUAUCCACUAGGAACGAUGUCGUGUUCUUCGGAGGAAACGAGGAGUUCAAUGACUAUUUGCAUAGGCGUCUUCGCCCAGAGAUAUUCUUUUCCUCGAACACUCCGUCGACCUCCAGCGGAGUCUACACGAGUUCCUCCACCGAAUCCCUGUCGUCUGACGAAAGUCCAAGAAGGAAAAUGUUGCGCGAUGCAAGGCCUGACUUGCCGCUCACCAAACAAGAAGUUACACAUCUUUUUCUCCCCAUCAUAUCUACAUACAGAUCCAAGAAAGUUGUACACUCUGAUGAGAUCUUCUCCAUGAUCUCUGACGAAAUCGUUGUGCUCUUCAAACAGCUCAGAUGCAACUAUUUACUGGCUUCCAUUGGAAAGAGCGAAAGGCUACAACAGCAGUUUUUGGAAUAUGUAGAACUCGGACUGCAAGUGAGUGCCGGGCCUCUUCUAGGAUUGCUCGAUACCGACCCAUCCUCGGUGGAGAUGGGGUGGAAUUUUCUGAAGUCCCUUGCUGACAAUGCAUGGCAUAGUGACUGCCAUAAAGUGAAAGUUCACAUCGAUGUUCGCAAAGCUAUAUUCCUAAAGUCCAAGCUUGAUAUCACUCUUCCGUUAUUGAAUGCUAUAUCACUACAUCUUCAAGAUACUCUCGGAAGCAAC
This is a messenger RNA of Cylicostephanus goldi, 666 nucleotides long. The record is from the annotation of a GenBank genome assembly. NCBI's taxonomy places the organism in Eukaryota, Metazoa, Nematoda, Chromadorea, Rhabditida, Strongylidae.